This is a messenger RNA of Thamnophis sirtalis, 697 nucleotides long. The record is from RefSeq and is a predicted model, not a curated record. Lineage: Eukaryota; Metazoa; Chordata; Lepidosauria; Squamata; Natricidae.
CCUGCUGGUUCUUCAGGAAAUGCCGUAGCAACACCUCCCCCAUUAGUGCGGGGAACACAGAACCUUGCAUCCAGCAAGUCAGCCCUUCUACAGAACGCAUCUUCACGUAUUCCUGGAACUGUUAUUCCUCCUCCUUUGAUCCGGGGUGGGCAGCAGACAUCUUCAAAGCUGGGCUCUCAGCAGAAUGCACAAAUAGUCAUGCCACCUCUAGUCCGAGGAGCACAGUCCAUCUCUGUGUCUCCCCAGCAAAUCCACAACAUCCGCCCGCACUCCAGCUCGGUGCCUCCUCCGCUGGUCCUAGCUCCACGGGCUUCCGUUCCCAACGUGCAGAUCCAGGGUCAGCGGAUCAUACAGCAGGGUCUCAUCCGCGUAGCCAAUGUCACAAAUGCGAGUCUUUUGGUCAACAUCCCACAGGCCUCCCCGACUUCAUUGAAAGGGGCAGCUGGGACGUCCGCCCAGGUGAACGCUUCGACCGCCACCAGCGUUGCUUCCAUCGUCAACUCGAACGACUCUCCUGCCAGUCGGCAAGCAGCUGCUAAGUUGGCCUUGCGGAAACAGCUGGAGAAAACCCUGCUGGAAAUUCCUCCACCCAAACCUCCGGCUCCUGAAAUGAACUUCCUGCCCAGUGCAGCUAAUAAUGAGUUCAUCUACCUGGUUGGGUUGGAGGAAGUGGUGCAGAACCUACUAGAAGCUCAAG